AAGCGCGGAACGAGCACUUCCGGACCCGCCCGGGCGUCGCCAUGACGAUCGCACGGCGCGUGACCGGCAGCGCAGAGCAGCGACCCCCGCGCGCCGCCAGCGCAGGCAUGGACGAUGGGUUCCUCAUGGAGGUGUGCGUGGACUCGGUGGAGUCCGCCGUCAACGCGGAGCGCGGAGGUGCCGGGCGGAUCGAGCUGUGCGCGGGCCUCGUGGAAGGAGGGACCACCCCGAGCAUGGGGCUGCUGCAGGUGGUGAAGCAGUGCGUGCGGGUCCCGGUGUUCGUCAUGAUCCGGCCCCGCGGCGGGGAUUUCCUGUACUCGGACCGGGAGGUGGAGGUGAUGAAGGCCGACAUCCGCCUGGCCAAGCUGCACGGUGCUGACGGGCUGGUGUUCGGGGCCCUCACCGAGGACGGGCGCAUCGACACUGAGCUCUGCACGGCGCUGCUGGCCGUGUGCCGUCCCCUGCCAGUGACAUUUCACCGCGCCUUUGACAUGGUGCAUGACCCUCUGGUGGCACUGGAGACCCUGAUUUCCCUGGGCUUUGAGAGGGUAUUGACAAGUGGCUGUGACAGCUCAGCACUGGAGGGAUUGUCCUUGAUUAAGAGGCUUGCAGAACAGGCAAAGGGCAGAAUUGUGGUGGUGCCAGGAGGUGGCAUCACAGAGCGCAACCUGCAGAGGAUUCUGGAAGGCUCCACUGCUUCUGAGUUUCACUGCUCUGCUCGCUCAGCUCGGGACUCAGGGAUGAAGUUCAGGUCACCACUAAUCACUGGUUUUCCUGACAGAAAUCCGAACGUUGCCAUGGGAGCGUCCUUCUCUGCCCCCGAGUACUCCAUAAAGGUGGCAGACGUGGCCAAAGUGAGGACCCUGAACGCCAUUGCCAAGAACAUUCUGUAGUGGAGGGCACCGUGCUGGGCCAGGAGCAGAGACUCCAGGGUGUGCCCUGGCACAUGGACUGAUGGGCACUGCUUCCAUCCUCGGGCUGCAGAGGAUGUGCACUAGGUGAUGGAGCCUGACACCUCUUCCCUUGGCUUCCCCUGAAGUCCCUGGCCUGGAAACUUAACGUUGGCCAUUUUAAAUAAAAGGACUCAUUUCCAGAUGUUGCAGCAGCAGCUAUUGGGCAGCAUUUGGGAAGAAGGGAGGUGAGCAAGUAGGGGGACUGAAUUGUGUAGCACUGCAUGUGAUUGUCAAAUAAACACUGCAGCUGCCCCCCC
This is a messenger RNA of Serinus canaria (Common canary), 1210 nucleotides long. It is a transcript of the gene CUTC, whose product is annotated as cutC copper transporter. The record is from RefSeq and is a predicted model, not a curated record. The coding region runs from base 42 to 893 and encodes 283 amino acids. Gene Ontology annotation, molecular function: copper ion binding. Lineage: Eukaryota; Metazoa; Chordata; Aves; Passeriformes; Fringillidae. The transcript has 9 exons.